AUUUUAUUAUUACUUUUUUGGGUAAAUCUUACUAGAUUUUAUUUACAAUUUGUAAUGUUGAUUUUGUUACAUUGACUGCUUUACAAUGGACAUAAACUUUAUCUUUUACAAAUUGUUUCACGUACUCUAUCCCAGACUUGAACAUCUGAGAUUUUAAGUUGGAUGCAUUUCCCUUUUCCAAACUCUUAUCUCGCCAUUCUGAAGCUUAAAUCUAGAAAGCUUUGACAGUUGAUACAUUAUUUAACCACAUUAAAAAAUAUAUAUUUAUAAUAUAUCUUCUUGUCCUUGCGCUUGUUCAGACGCAAUAUUUGGGCGUGACUGGGGUUGUAGAUCAACAACAAAUGUCUAUUACUAAUAUGCAACCACUUCUGACCAAAAUGCAACUGCUACUGGCUGGACUUCAAAAUAUAACUCAACCUUCAGGCGCACCCGUUUAUGCACAGCCAUGGCAGUCGCAACACAAUAUAUCGAUAAGUCAAGUCUCUCGGGCUGCUACAACAACACUACCACUGACUCAGCCAGAUGGCACAAGUAGAAUGCUGCAAACACUUCAAUCUCCGGGAACAUCUCAUGGAUUACCAGAUAUCUCGCCGCUGGAACAAUUAGCCCAAACUGCACAUGCACAAACAAACGAUGUGUCACCAGUGUUCAGUUUACACCAGGGCCAAGGCAGAAACGCAUCAGUCGAAUCACAGCCAUUCACGCAGGGACUAUCAGAUCAAGAUUCUAAACUGGAAAAAGCUUCAUCAUACUUGCGUCGAAGAAGACGAAAGUGUGUGGGCAGGUUGGAGGCCCAUGGAAACUUUGUGGAUAAACAGAGAGUAUAUAGGAUUGGUUCGCUGGGAACUAAAUGUUAUAUGGAAGAGCAAACUAUUACCUCUCCUUUUACUAAAGGACACCCUGCAAUUGCUGCAUCACUUGUGGCUGAAAAUGAUCCAUUAAAGCCUGAAAUUCAAGAAAAACAAGAGCUAUGUCACGAGGACCAGCAGAUGAAGUCCAAUAUAGAGGCAUUUGAGGCUGAAAAUGAGAGAUUGAAGCUUGAAAUAGAUGAAAAGAAGCAGCAAAUGGAGUCCAAUCUGAAGGCAUUUGAGUCUCAAAUUAGACAGCUGGUCGAUGAAUUCGAAUCUCUAAAUGUAGCCAAUGUCUCAGUGAAUAUAAGGACGCAAACUCAGUCAGGGGAAGCCAGCUCACCCUUGAAAUAAAUUUUGAUAAAUUCAAGCUGAACUAACAAAAAGAGAACAAAAAGGAAAUGCAGAAUAUCCUCAACUUGAGAGUUCAGGGCUCUCUCCAGUCUCCACCAUCAGUCAAACUAUUGCAACAGCCCCAGUUCUGAAGAUUGUUCCAUGUUUUUAUCUCAGUUUUUAUUCAUUUCCAGUCUCGUCUCUGUUUUUAGAUCUAGGUGCCUUCUGGUUUGUUGUAAGAACUCUUAAAUCGUAUUUAAGAGUCUUAAGAAAUCUAAGGGGUCCUCCUGAAGGUCUGUUUCAAGAGUAUAGUUUAAAUAGUGUCUUGUCUUGUCUUGUCUUGUAUUAAUUAAGCCAAUCAAUUGCGUUAAAAGGUAAUAUUUACAAGGAAUUGCCUAUCAUAUUUUAGGCCUGUAUCUCCUUGUUUUACUUCUAUGGAUACCUGGUUAAGUAGUGUCAGUUCUUGGUGAUAAAAUGGUAUCCACGGGUCUGUUAGGAAACAUUUGGCUCCUGUACGUGCUUAUAUUUUUUCAACCAUUUGAUAAAAUGGGUGGGCAGUGAAGUCAAUCUCUGUACAGAGGAAGCUUCACAACUUAUGCUCACACCUGCUGAUCAUCAGGAGCUUUCCACCUAGAAGAAUAGUCACCCAUCUCUGAGGUAAAUCUCCUCAAUUUAAAAGUAUUGCCUUCAAAUUUUGAGAAAGAUAGAAUGCAAUUGCGGAGAAACUUAUCAGCUUGUACUCUAUUAUUAUGAAAUCGUUACAUGUUAGAAUUGCCGCAAUGAAUUUGACAGCGUAAAGAUGGAAAGACCGACUGGUGAUUGAAUGGUUUAUCCCUUUCUUUGUAACUCUUUGUACACAUGCUCAAAUUCAAUUAGUAGUUGUUUCUUCUUUAUGUAUAUAUAUAUACAUAUACAUAUGUAUAUAAAUAUAUAAAAGCAAUUUUACGUU
Molecule: messenger RNA, 2130 nt
Organism: Rubroshorea leprosula
Lineage: Eukaryota; Viridiplantae; Streptophyta; Magnoliopsida; Malvales; Dipterocarpaceae
Source: the annotation of a GenBank genome assembly